Trypanosoma conorhini is the source of this 1824-nucleotide messenger RNA. Its product is annotated as putative retrotransposon hot spot (RHS) protein. The transcript has a single exon. The record is from RefSeq and is a predicted model, not a curated record. The annotation marks the transcript as partial. Lineage: Eukaryota; Euglenozoa; Kinetoplastea; Trypanosomatida; Trypanosomatidae.
AUGUGGCGGAGUUUCGUGCGAUUUCACGUUGCAAUGCGGCAAAAGCUGUGCGUCUCGAUUGUCCCGGCGAGAGCUGCCGCGGUGCGACCGCGUGGGGUGCGCAGCAUUCCGCAGCCGCAACUGUGCGUCGCCCACGCGUGUGCCCGUUGGCCGCCCGCCGGCGGUGUGCGUGGGGCCCUCCACCCAUCGUUUCUUCUGAUGGAACAGCGCCGCGUGUCCGGCGGUGGCGCGCAGGUCGCACAGGGCCAAGGGAGGGAGCAGGGAAAUAAACAACAGUGGACACUUACCAGUACGGUGGAGGAAGUGCUGCUUGAGGGAGAAGGGCCACUUCGUGACAUUAAAUUGAACGAUUUCCUCCGUGAUACAUUAAACGGCAGGGGAGUUGUGGAGGCCAACGAGAAUCUCUCUAUUGAGAAUUUUGUUGCGCAACCCGAGGCAUUUGUCACAAAUAAGAAUGAUCGGCGCCUAAUACUGGCGUCGCCGUCCUACAAAGCGGUAAAGAAAGCAAUUGAAGGUGUACACAAGCUACGUGCGGAUGCACGCAGGCUUAUGGAGCACAGGGUGGGUAACCUCCAACACUGGAAGGAAUUUGCACAGAAGAGCAUCGUCUUCCCCACAACAAGGACAAAGCUCCGAUCAGCCCUUGCGGCGGCGGAGGGAGAGGAAGCGAGGCUAAAGUGGGAAGCCACAGCAACAGCAACAUUUGCACCGGUGAUUCUGGAGGGAUUUUACGACUCUGUUUUCAACGCGACGUGGAGCCACGUCCUGGAAGUUCCCCAGGGCAAAGGUGGGAAAAAGGCGGUCCGAAUGCAAGUGAAAGAGGGCGAACCACCAAUGCAGUCGUGGGUGUACGAUAAGGAUCGUUAUACUUUUCUACCAGUCAACGAUGCAGAGCAGUUUCGCCCGCCGCGCCCAAGGCUGAUGAUACUCGACUCCAAGAAGGGCUGGCCCUAUGUGUGGAUGGGGGGGUGGAGCUCCAAUCCCGACUUCUUUAUUAACUGUGAGGUCGAGCGGGUCUGGCGGAUCGUCGAAGGCGAUCUAAACAGAGCGUUCCGCACCGAAGACCUAAAAUCGUUCCGAAUUACGCGGCGUCUCUUGAUUGGGACGCCAGGGAUCGGGAAAUCGAUGGCCGCCGGCUCCUACCUCCUUUACCAGCUGCUGCACUACGACGAUGAGAAACUCCAAGUGGUUGUCUACUGCUUUGGGGGAGGUUUGGCGUGCGUGUUUGACAAGACUACGAGAACGGUGGCAGAGUACAUGGGUAGGGAGGAUAUUGCCAUUGCAAUUGGAGGUUUGGUUCGGCGUGGGAUGAAGGGGUAUAUUAUCUACGAUGUGUCAGCGAAGGAACACUCGCCAUUGCCUUCUUUUUCGCGCUCCGCCGCAUGGGGCAUGAUUGUGUUGUCCUCUCCAAAGCUAAGAAACUAUCAAGGGUGGGAGAAGCAGGUGGUCGCCAAGCGAAUCAUCAUGAAUUGCCCUGAAAAGCUUGAUGUGAAGGCGAUGUGUGCUUGGGAGAUGCGCGAUAAGUCUGCAGAGGAGCAAGCUCAGUACUGGACGAUGGUUGAGGAGCGCAUGAAUGAAAUCGGACCGAUUCCACGAUACAUCUUUAAUAAGAAGAAGUAUAAGGGACGCGUGGCGGCGGUUAAAAGUGCCUUGAAAGCGAUUCGCGAUUUGGAUGUUAGUCAGUACUUUACGCAAGGAAAUGAGAAGCCGUGGUAUUCUGAAAAUCCGUCUCACAAACUUGUCAAAAUUGUAAGGGCUGUAGAAGACGGCAGUGAGUUCUUUUACAACAAACCGAUAUGCCGUCGCCUCGGAGGUGAAAUACUU